UGCUGUAAAUAAUGACAGCUUUGCCAAGCAACUGGAGCCGCUUGACCAAAAAUGGUGGAUUGCUUCCGGGAGAAAUACGAUCAUGUUUUUGGCUUCAUGCAUGGUAUCUUCAUGAUUCUUCUAAAAAUAUAAGCUCAAUCGUGUAUUAUGGAUUCAGGCUAUGUAAAACAAACUUACCGGUACAUGUAUGAUGUUUGAGAGAAGAUAGAAAAAACACUAAUUCUUAGCUAGGAGACCACACCAUCGCCAUGGCUACUGCCGCUCAGAAAUCAGCCAAUAAGAAAAAGAAGGCUUUACCUCGAGUAGCGCCAACACUAGACCCAAAAGCAGAGAUAGAGAGACCCCCGUCGGUAGCAUCACACAACUCAUGGUUAGCAGAAAACAUUGACGGUGGUGAAGAGGUUGACAGAGUAUCAACUCCAGUACAACAUCUAACACCUGUAUCAGGAAGCCUUACAUCAGUCAGAGAAUUUGAAAAUGAUGGCCGGACAAAUGAAAAUCGUCCAGUUUCACCGAGGGCCACUAUCCCAGGAAGUAGGCCAAUCUCACCGCGGGCCCCUAGCCCUGGGAACCUGUUGGAUAGGCCCACAACUCCAAGCAGUGGAAGAUUAAGUCCUCUGGAUGGCAUUAUGGGUAAAAAGAAGUCAAAGGUCAUGCCCACAGAGGAGGAACUGCCAAACGCUGAUUUGAUGCGUCGUACUCCAGAGCCUAUGGAAGCUUGGAGUGAUCAAAGCAUGGCUGACCUCAACGAUGAUACAGGACGUCAUCGUCCCAAAACUGCGAAGAAUACCCGAACCAGCUCUAGGACACGCACUCCUGGCGAGGGAGGACACUCUGGAAGUGUUCCAAGCAUGCACUCUGUCAUCAGCGUCAAGGAAGCAUCAGAGGACCACAGGAUGAACGGUGUCACAGAAGGUCAUAGGUCACCGGCUCUUAUGCCAUCGACGAGUGCAAGGCAUGAAGAAGACAAUCGUAGCCUUGUGUCCACGACAUCUCGUUCCCGUAUGAACCCUCCUCAGAUGGAACACGAGCAGCAAGCUUACGUCCCAUUUAUCUACGCAAGGGACUGCAUUGCGAGGGUGAUGGAAGAUAUGAAGAAGAUGAAGGGCAAUCACAUCCGCAUAGUUCAUGAAAUUCAGGACAACUACAGACAGAUUGAAGAUCAAACACAGGAUCAAUUCAAUGUGUUUGUCAUCAAUCUGAGAUCUCAGUACAAAGAAAAGGUCGUGACCUUCAGACAGGUGAUCGAAGUGCAUCGGAAGGAACUAGACAGUCACAAAUCAUACUGGGAACAAACUCUGACGAGUUUGAGUCAACGAAACAGAGAAUUAAUGAAAGAGAAGAAGAGAUUGCUUAUAAUCAACAAGGUUGAGAUCGAAAGGCUGGAAAAAGAAAAGGAAGAAUUAAGAAGUUCCUUGACUCAUCAAACAGAUAAAGAACACCAACAGGUCACUGCCACCAAGAAGGAAUUAGAGGAAUCAAAUGAAGAAAAGAAGAUCAUCCAAGAUGAGCUUCAGAGUGAGAAGGAGGAGGUGAAGCGACUUCGUGCAGAACUUGAGGCAUUGAAGUCCUCCUCGGGAGAUACGGUGGUGCCAGUCGUUGCAGGAGUCGAGAGGUCCUCAUCAAGGUCCUCAACGAGGGUAGAUGUUGCUCCUGUUCCAGUGGUCAUGGGUGGAGGCGGUCUCGGGGAAGAGGAGAGGCAGCGACUUCAAGAUGAGAAGGCAGAGAUGCAAGAGAAAUAUAUUGAAUCACAGAAGGAAUAUGUAAUACUGCAAAACAAGUAUGCCUCGCUGGAAGCCCAGUUUCAGAUGGUUGCCAAGGUAGCAUCGGAUGGUAACAAGAUGGAUGAUCAGAUAGAGAGUCUGAAGAACGAUCAAGAAACGAUGAGACAGGAGGAGGAGGAGUUGACGGAAGAGAUUAGCAAAUGGGAGGAGGAUUUCAAAGAGAAGAAUGGCAGGGAGCCGACAGAGGAGGAGACGCCUAUGAGUGUGAGAGAGUUACAGACCCAACUAGAUGAGGUCCAGAACAUGCAGUCUGACCUAGGGUCAAAGGUCACGACCCUGACCGCUAUCAAGGAAGGUAACAUCCCUGAGCCAGAACCUGUCAGUGCCCCAGAACCGAUCAUCAAAACUGUAGAGGUGACAGUGCCCGAUCCAACAACAGUAGCAGCCCUUGCUGUAGCGCAAAAGAGAAUAGCAGAGCUUGAGGCUCAGGUAACGGGACUGGAGAAAGAGAUCAAGAAGGCAAAGAAGGAGAAAACGAGCGUGACAAGAUCUAAGAAGGAUGACAAGGAAGAGAGAAAUCUGAGAUUAGUUCUUCAAGCAGUUCUUAAACAGGUACAUGAAAUAAAUGAUGAAGAAAUCACGCCAAAGGAAAGAGUAGCAACGAGACUGGAAGAAGCUGAGCUUGCCAAACCUGGCUUGCUAGAACAGAAAGAUAAAGCCAAAGAAGAUCCAGAUGGAAGCGACUCUCUCACUGCAGCCAGUCAGCAGGUUCUUUCCAACGAGAUGGAUAUCCUAGCUCUUGGUAUGAUACAGACUGGAGCGAUACCUGAUGAGCUUGGUGGGAUGAUAACACCACAAGUUAUCGUUGCUGGAGGUGGAGGAGAAGGAGGUGUCUCCAGUGAAGAGAUGGAGGAGCUGAAAGCCCGCAUCACGGAGCUCGAGGAGGAGAAUGAGUCCCUCACAGACUCCAACAAGGAGCUGGAGGACGCCAAGGAGGAUAUGGAGGAGAAGAUAGAGGAUCUGGAGGCUAAGAUUAAGGAGCUUGAAGAAUCAGGAGGAGCUGCUGGAAGUGGAGCCGCUGCAGCUUUAGCCAUGGCUAAUCUUGACCUGGAUGAUGAUGAUAUGGAAGGUAUGAGUGGUCAGGUGACUGCCCUUCAAGUGAAGAUGGACAGCCUGGAGAAGGAGCUCCAGAAGGAGAAAGAAGCCCAUUCAAAGACCAAGGAGGAGGUAGAGUCCCUCGAGGAGGAGAUCGAGAGACUCAAGGCGGAGAAGGCCGAUGACUCCGCCGGUGGGGAUGCGAAGGUGGAAGCGGCUAAAGCAGCAUUGGUCGCAGAGAUGGCCCUGCAGACCAAGCAAAUUUCUGAUUAUGAGAAGAAAAUUGAGGCAUUGGAACAGGAAAAGUUGAAGAAUGUCCCACCUGACACUGCCAAAGAGAUAAACAGUCUGUACGACAGAGUGAGAGAGUUAGAGAGAGAAAGGGAUGCUGCUCAGAAGGAGGCCAUAGCCAAAACAGCAGAAGCAAAUAAGAUCAAUGUGGACUUUGUCAGUACGCAGAAGUUCUUAGAGAAAGAAAGGGAGGCCAACAAGAAACAUCAGGCAACACUGAAGGCCAAGAUGGCUGAGAAAGACAAGCAUGCCAAGGAGCUAGUAGCGAACACAGAGAAGAAAUACAAUGAAAGGCUCGAGCAGAAUAAGAACCAGAUCACUGUCCUGGAGAAGAAGGUCAAAACUCUCUCAGCAGUUGGAGCAGGAGCAGGGGCCAAGGCUGGAGCAGCCAAGAGCGAUGCAAAGACAGAGAAGAAGAUCCAGAUGCUGCAGGAUCAGAAUGCGGCUCUCAAGAAGCAGGUCCAAGAAGAACAAGCCAAGGCUAAACAACUCAAGGAUGAUGUCAAAGAAGCUAAAGCAGCUGGAGCAGGAGAUAAAAAUGCAACGAAGAAGAUUGAGAAACAGAUCAAGGAUUUGGAGAAGAAACUUGAAAUGGAGACGAAGAAACAUGAGAGGGAAGCUAAGAAGGCAACAGAAUUUGAAGCAGAACUCAAGACAACUACAAAGGAUAGAGACUCGUUGAAGGAUGAGGUUGCCAAACUAACGGCUCAGAUAGCAUCUUUGGGCGUGGCUGCGGAGGAGGCGUUAGAACUCAAAGAGAAAUGUACCACUCUGGAGAAGGAGAAUAAGGAGCUACAGAAGGAGCUGAAGGCUGCCAAUGAAAACUACAAUAGCGAGAGGGUACUGAGAAAGAAGUACUACAACAUGGUCGAAGAUAUGAAAGGCAAGAUCCGUGUGUAUUGCAGAGCAAGGCCCCUCAGUGGUUCGGAGAAAGAAAGGGGCAAUUAUUCCAUCAUAAAAGCUCCCGAUGAAUACACGAUUGAUAUCACAUCAUCGAGAGGCAACAAGGAGUUCCAGUUUGAUCAUAUUUUCAUGCCAGAGAACACGCAAGCGGAUGUCUUUGAGGAUACUGAUCGCUUGAUCCAAUCAGCGGUGGAUGGCUACAACGUUUGUAUCUUUGCCUAUGGUCAAACUGGCUCAGGAAAGACCUUUACUAUGAUCGGAGACAAAGAACAGAAGUUCCCUGGUAUAGCUCCAAGAGCCUUCAAGAAAAUCUAUGAGCUUAUUGAAGAGAACAAAUCAAAAUUUUCAUUCCGUGUCUACUCGUAUAUGCUGGAGUUGUACAACGACAAGUUGAUUGAUCUCUACAAUAAAACAAAAGGAGAACCUCCCAAGUUGGACAUCAAGAAGGACAAGAAAGGUAUGGUCUACAUCAAUGGCUCUGUGAUCCAAGAGGCCGGGAACUCCAAGGAGCUCUAUGGUCUCUUUGAAGAGGGUUCAGCCAACAGGCACGUGGCUUCUACAAAGAUGAAUGCUGAAAGUUCCCGUUCUCAUCUUGUGAUUGGGGUCAUUAUUGAGAGUACUAAUCUCGGGACUGGAGCGGUAGUCAAAGGCAAGCUCACUCUGGUCGAUUUAGCUGGAAGUGAGCGUUCAGCAAAGACUGGGGCCACUGCAGAACAAUUGAAGGAAGCUAAUUCGAUCAACAAAUCUCUGAGUGCCUUGGCCGAUGUGAUCUCAGCGUUGUCAAGCGAGCAGUCCUUCAUCCCGUACAGAAACAACAAACUCACUAUGCUCAUGCAAGACUCCCUCGGUGGGAAUGCCAAGACGCUCAUGUUUGUCAACAUCUCACCCGCAGAUUACAACGCAGAGGAAACCGUUAUAUCUCUCACGUAUGCAUCCCGUGUGAAGCUCAUUACCAACGAUGCAUCAAAGAAUGCAGACAACAAAGAAAUAGCAAGACUUAAGGAUGUCAUUGCCAAACUCAAGAAGGGAGAGACAGUGGAUGAAGAAGAUAUGGAAUAGUGCAUUAAAAACAACUGAGCAACGUAGAAAGCUGAUUCAGAAGAAUUUAUGGGUGGGUUUGAAACUUCUUUCAAGUGAAGUAAUGUCAGUCCAACUGCAAGGGUAUCAUGAAAUGAGAACAUCGUGACUUGAGUCUAUUAGUUUAGACACACAUGUUCUUUGUAUGCCGAAGCCUACAAAAGCUGUUUGUGAGUUACGCAACAUUUUAUCAGGGAUUUGGGAAAUUCAUUCCACUUUAUUGAAAAACCGGAGGAAGGGAAGAGUUGCAAUACAACAACUGUGGGUGUGUUUCAGAAAGAGUUAAGUAAGAAUUCCUGAGGCACUCAUGAUUUGUUUUGGGUAAUCUUAUUUAUCAGUACGCAGCAUGAUUUGAUCAAUGCAACGAUGCCUUCUGUGCCGUGUGCAACUGGGAGUUUAAUUGUGACUCUAAUUCACACUUAAAUCUUUGUUACCCAUCAUAGUUUACACGUGUCCUUCACAGACAUGUAUGAGUGAUUGGCUCAA
Molecule: messenger RNA, 5576 nt
Organism: Lytechinus variegatus (green sea urchin)
Lineage: Eukaryota; Metazoa; Echinodermata; Echinoidea; Temnopleuroida; Toxopneustidae
Product: autophagy-related protein 23-like
Exons: 32
Coding region: 249-5072 (1607 amino acids)
Biological process (GO): microtubule-based movement
Molecular function (GO): microtubule motor activity; microtubule binding; ATP binding
Source: RefSeq, a predicted model, not a curated record